CAGUAGUGAAGGAAAAGAGGAAAGGAGGAGGAAGCGGCAGCAAGGAUGGCGGAGGCACACCUCUGAAGGUAAAACAGUGAUAUUAUUAUCACAUUAACAGUGGACGUUUUACCCCCAUAGCGCCGUUACACACCUCUCCAGAGACAACACACUCAUCAGCCUCUUGUUACGGCGGGUGUCACGUUUCAUUGUCAUGUUGCGGUGCAAACCUUCGAGGGAUUUAAAAAAAAAAAAACCUUGAUGACCUUUGCACCCUGAAAUAACUUGUAUCCGAAGGUCCUGGGAUUGUAUGCAGUUCAAACACUAAAGCAUGUGGCCCAUGGGUGCCACAGUCCAGCUACUGCAAAGGAUUUUUUUCUCCCAUGGCAUUUUAACAAAGGAACAAAGUAUCUAAAGUAUCUCAAAAAAACAUUGGAUCACAGGGCCUUUAUUUCCAGGAUAAUCAUAAAUGUGUGGGCCUGUACGGGGAUGUUUUCUUUAAAAGCCUCCUUGGCUGACUGUCCCUUUUUUCCUGAAUAAGUAACCUGACAAGAGAGACUCCCAUGAGCAACUCUGCAGGAGGCUCGAUAACGUCGACAUGAGUAGUACUUUAGGCAAAGAAAAAGAUUCGAAAGAAAAGGACCCCAAAGGUGGUCCAGCGGGGAAAGAAAGGGAAAAGGAGGCCAGGGCUCUAGCCGGCUUAGUCAAGGAUGGUGGCAAAGAAACGAAGACCAAAGGGAAAGAUGCCAAAGAAGGAAAGAAGGACACCAGCAGCUCAACACCGGGUGUGGCCUUCUCCGUUGAUAACACGAUAAAGCGGCCAAACCCGGCAGCAGGUACGCGCAAGAAGUCCAGCAACGCCGAGGUGAUCAAAGAGCUCAACAAGUGCCGGGAGGAGAACUCAAUGAGACUGGACCUAUCCAAACGGUCCAUUCACAUCUUGCCCACCUCCAUUAAGGAGCUGACGCAGCUGGCCGAACUCUACUUAUACAGCAACAAGCUGCAGAGCCUGCCAGCCGAGCUGGGUUGCCUAUCGGGCCUGGUCACUUUGGCCAUGAGCGAGAACUCCCUGACCAGUUUGCCCGACUCCCUGGACUCUCUUAAGAAGCUUCGAAUGCUCGACCUCCGGCACAACAAGCUGAGAGAGAUACCGGCCGUUGUGUACCGGCUGACAUCUCUCACCACGCUGUACCUGCGCUUCAACCGCAUCACAACAGUGGAGAAGGACAUCCGGAACCUCUCCAAGCUCACUAUGCUCAGCAUUCGCGAGAACAAGAUUAAACAGCUGCCCGCGGAGAUAGGGGAGCUAUGCAACCUCAUCACUCUGGAUGUUGCCCAUAACCAGUUGGAACACCUACCGAAGGAGAUUGGGAAUUGCACACAGAUAACCAACCUCGACCUGCAGCACAAUGAGCUCUUGGACCUCCCAGAGACUAUAGGCAACCUGGCAAGCAUAAAUCGCUUAGGUCUGCGAUACAAUAGAUUGUCAGCCAUCCCCAGAUCAUUAGCCAAAUGUCGAGAACUGGAGGAGCUAAACCUUGAAAACAACAACAUUUCGGUGUUGCCAGAGGGCCUACUGUCGAGUUUGGUCAACCUGACUAGUCUAACAUUGGCGAGGAACUGCUUCCAGUCGUACCCUGUGGGCGGACCGUCCCAGUUCUCAACCAUCUAUUCCCUCAACAUGGAGCACAACCGCAUCAACAAGAUCCCCUUCGGCAUCUUCUCCAGGGCCAAAGUGUUGAGCAAGCUUAACAUGAAGGACAACCAGUUAACAUCUCUGCCGUUGGACUUUGGCACAUGGACCAGCAUGGUGGAGCUCAACCUGGCAACCAAUCAGCUGACAAAGAUCCCAGAGGACGUCUGUGGUUUAGUCUCUCUGGAGGUGUUGGUGCUGUCCAAUAAUCUUCUCAAGAAGUUACCACAUGGUAUUGGAAAUCUGAGAAAGCUACGGGAGCUCGACUUGGAGGAAAACAAAUUGGAAUGUCUACCGAAUGAAAUUGCUUAUCUGAAAGAUGUACAGAAAUUGGUGUUGACAAACAAUCAGCUGACCACGUUACCCAGAGGCAUCGGCCACCUCACCAACCUGACUCAUCUUGGUUUGGGGGAGAACCUGCUGCAACACCUCCCAGAGGAGAUCGGUACGCUGGAGAACCUGGAGGAACUGUACCUCAACGACAAUCCCAACCUGCACAGCCUACCGUUCGAGCUGGCCCUCUGCAGCAAGCUGUCCAUCAUGAGCAUCGAGAACUGUCCCCUCAGCCACCUGCCGCCCCAGAUUGUCGCGGGAGGCCCCUCCUUCAUCAUCCAGUUCCUCAAGAUGCAGGGACCGUACCGUGCCAUGGUCUGAGCCAAGAGCAGCUCAGUCCCAGUCCUGCUCGACUCCACUCGCUCUGAACCCUCUCGCCUGCCCGCCCCCAUUACGUGUAUCAUACACUGUAAAGAAAACAGACUCGCCACAAUCAGUGUCGGGGGCGAGGAGGAGGAGGAGUAGGGAAAUGUUUCUUUUGCCAUCCUUAGAUAGAAAGGAGGCGAAUCAUUGGAGAUUUGACUUCUGUGUUACUCCAGAGUUUAUCACGGUCAUUUUAGGACCCCAGCCACCCCACUCAUGUUUCAUUCUGAAUCAUACAAGAGAAAAAAAAAAUAUUUCCAUCUCUUUGCCAAAACUGAAGAUAUAUAAAGUUCUAUAUAUUGAGUAACUGUGAGCUAAGUGGCAAGUCUUUUAACCAUAUAAACCGUACUCCCAUUGCCAAUAUAUUUACAGUAAUUAAAAGCAUCUAUUAUGUGAGCAAGGAUACAAUUGUAUGCAAAAACAAACAAAAAAAAAGUCUUUGGAACUUCACAUUUACUGCUGCUGGCGUGAUUUUAACUUUGUCAUCUUGUUGUGUUUUCUUUUGAUAUUCAUUUCUUUUAACGUCUCCUUUGCUCGCGAUCACGUCUGUUCACUGCUCAUUGACCGUAGAGAACAAAGGUCCAACGAUGGCUUGUUUAUACUUUCUUUUUUUUACCUUUUUAUGUUUAAAUACUGUGCCUAUGUUUAGAGUGAUCCAGUGGUUCAUUUCUAAACACAAUUGUCCGAAUACAAAGAUAUAAAUUAUUUCAAAAA
This is a messenger RNA of Anarrhichthys ocellatus (wolf-eel), 3082 nucleotides long. RefSeq names its product SHOC2 leucine rich repeat scaffold protein (gene shoc2). Gene Ontology annotation, molecular function: protein binding. NCBI's taxonomy places the organism in Eukaryota, Metazoa, Chordata, Actinopteri, Perciformes, Anarhichadidae. Gene Ontology annotation, cellular component: cytoplasm. The transcript has 9 exons. The coding region runs from base 578 to 2326 and encodes 582 amino acids. The record is from RefSeq and is a predicted model, not a curated record.